AUGAACUACAAAAUCAAGUCAGUUCGAAAUGAAGAUGGAGGAACCGCCUACUCAAUCCUCGCUUGCGCAGAUGACGUCGAAGCACGCCGGCACAAGAGAGAUCCCUGGGGGGCAAAGUUCGUCAACAUCGCGCUCUCUUCCUUCAACCAACCGGGAGCUGAUGAGGGCCAAAAUGAUACUGAAGUCGGAAGGCGUGAGGUGGAAAUUGCCUCCACGAACGUUCACGUUCGUGUUGAGCUGAUCAAAUGCAUGAAAGAUAAUUUGGCCAAAACUACUGCAGAAGCGGUGAAGCAUCACAAAUCCGUGCGUCGAAAUACAAAGAAGAAUGGAAGAAAGGGAAGAAACGGCACAGUGGAAGUGGAUGAGAUGGAGGAAAGAGGUGAAGGGAAUCAGACGAAGGAAGACUCCAGCCGCGUCUUCGUCUGUGAGGAAACAUAUGAGAGGCUCAGAGCACUCAACGUGCUGCCACCUUCCGACGAUGUGGUGGAGCCAGCUGCAUCUAUGCCGGUCAAUCUGGGGCUCCAACAAGUUGCUGACAGCCUGGAAGGUCUGUCAUGCCCUAAUUUCCUUCCGGAGAGCGACCUAUGCUUCGACCUCGAGAAAGAAGCUGGAGAGACACUCGAAUCUGUCAUCGAGAAAUUGUUUCCGUCCGGGGUGUUUACAGCUCCAUCUGCUGCUAUCGAGCGUGAAGCAGCAGAGCAGCUCGUGGAUCUGCGUCCCUUCGAGCAUCUAAUCCUUCCCGUUACCAAGCACCUUACACUGGGGGAAUCCGACGAAGACGUAUCAGUAGAUGGAGAAAAUUUUGAACACUUUCUGUCCCACGCUGACAGCGGAGUGGAGGAGAAACCCCAGCAACAUUCCAUCUUUGAGAGGGAGGCGUUUGAACAGUGGCUGCAAGAUCAAGGCGGCCGGAGGUUACAGACGGAAGCCAGGCCCAAAGAGUCGAUCACUUUCCAGCCGCCAGCUUCAAUUGGUGAUCAACUUGAGCGCUCGCACGACGGAGGCACGAACGUAAACGAGACGGAAGCUUACGUCUCGCCCAGCCAGUACCAACUAGCCGCUCUUGAAGAGCAGCCUGAGAAAACGUCAGGAAAUAGUUACUAUCUAGAUCCGGAAGAGGAUUUGGAAGAAGUCCCUUUCACAGAGGACUUUGAUCCAGUCGAACAGUUCGAGCAGGAGAUGAUCGAUCCAGCGAGCCCUCACAACCUAGAAGCAGAGUCAGAACGACCUAGCAAAAUGUACAAUGACCGCCCACCGUCAAAGCCUCCUAGUUUUGAUCAGGACCAGCCCUUUCGCCCGCAAUUCAAGCAGCGAAAGACGUUUGCGGCUCUAGAACUGAUCGUCAAAGAACAUUCUGAGGUCCCUCUGGAAGAAGUCCCUCCGGAGGUGAACCCGGAAAACCCUUCAGAGGCGUCUCAGCAGUUUGAAGGGACUCGUCUGAAUGCAAACCCAAUCAGACCUUCGUUCAAACCCUUGAGAAGUUCUAGGCUUCUGGAGAGGCUAGAAGAAGCCAUUCAGAAGGAAGAAGUAGAGGAGAACAUCGAGUCGUUCGACGUAGAAGAGAAGGAGAACCAUCCACCGGAGCCCGAGGAAGGCGAGCAGGAGCAUAAAAACGCAGCGAGUCCAAAGCAGGGAGCUUUUGAUAUCAGAUUCGAGGAAGAAGGAGAAGUCUACUUGCCCACUCCAAAGUCAAAGACAAGAAAUCCAAAGGGAGGCGGGUCCAAGAAGAAGUUGAACAGAACAGAUCUGGUGAUCGCCAUCAGCGAGAGGGAUGUGUACGAAGCAAAGCAGUAUCAGAGACGGCCGCUGGGGAAGCAGAAGAUCUAUAAGCCGGUCAAGGACUUUGAGCAGCUUUUGUUGGCUCCUGAGCCCGAGAGCGUGAGCUUCGACGAUUACGCAGGCGGCAAUCGGGACGAGAAGCCCUUGCUUCCAGAGCUGGUUCUGGAACCCGGCAUGUUCAAACGGGCACUGUCAAGACCGAUCGACGACUUCCACCAUUACCGCAAGCUGUUGUUGACGGACCCUUUCAAGCUACCGGGCUGCUUCAAAGCUGACGAAAGCGCUCAAGAGCCCGUCGGGAACGCCGGGGACGAGCUUCCAGACACCCCGCCGCCUGCUCCGUCGUGGCCAGCCCCCUGGGACCCUGAAAGGCUGGAUCGAAGGGCUAAUCCGGCAGAGGGGGAGGCCUCUUUGGACGCUCCGCCGCGAGACGCCUACGUGACUCAGCAGGGGACAGAAGAGGAGUUUCUAGAUGGACCAGGUGCUACAUGGCAAGAAGUUGACUUUGACACCCACUUCGACGCCGUCAGCGGCUCCCCAAACCAUCCCGAACAAUCGGGCGCAGUUCCAUACGGCGACGAGGCCCCUCAGUUCUCCGCACGAGAGCCGCCCACAGCACCACCGGGUGACACCCAAAUCCCCCCGGGCGCUACCCCGGUCGGAAACAAGCAGCUGACACUGGCCGGUCGGAAACGGUACCGACUGGAGCAGAUGGUAGCGGAGGCAGUAGAAGCAGAGAGACGGGCCUGGCAGGAGCGGCUGAAGCGACAGGACCUGGGGCCGGUCUCGGCGGCGCUGCUCAAGGGACUGGGUGACGCACACAGGGAGGGGCGGCGGACGUCAGCAGAGGUCACGUGCCUGACGAUGGGACAACUGGCGCGGAGGUGCUUCGGGCGAGAUGGGCUUACGGAGUCAGCGGACGCAUCGCCUCAUCGCUGCUUCGUCGCCCUGCUUCACGUUGCGACGCAGCACAACAUUGGGGGCAGCCAGGCAAGCAGCAUGGCGAGGUGCUCCAUCCGCCUGCAUAAUCCUGGGUCGAAAAUUGAAGAGGUAGUGAUAUCGGUUGUUCGGGAGAGCUCUUAA
This is a messenger RNA of Klebsormidium nitens, 2862 nucleotides long. The record is from the annotation of a GenBank genome assembly. NCBI's taxonomy places the organism in Eukaryota, Viridiplantae, Streptophyta, Klebsormidiophyceae, Klebsormidiales, Klebsormidiaceae.